UUGAAAUGUUCGCUGUUGAGGAAGGUUUUCUAGGCACUUUCACACAACUGCCGAAUAUAAAAAGAUGCCAAUGUGGGAACCAGCAUCAAACACUUCGUCUGUUUAUCCAGAAGAGUAGCAGAAAUUCACCUGUUCAAGCAAAAAAUGAAAUUCAUCAUCGCUAUCGCUUUAAUGGCCGUGGCCCUCGCCGCACCACAAGAAGAUAAGAAGCCCAUCGAAAUUGUGUCAUCGAAUAGCGAAAUGAACGCCGAUGGCAGUUAUUCUUUUGCUUUUGAAAGCGCUGAUGGAACCAAAGUUUCGGAGAGUGGCAGUCAGAAACAGGUGGGUCCUAAACCCGAGGACAUUGGCACUGUUUCGAAAGGAUCCUACUCCUACACCUCCCCCGAUGGCGUUGUCCUUACCGUCAGUUGGAUCGCUGAUGAAAAUGGAUUCCAGGCAACUGGAGACCAUUUGCCUACACCUCCACCGAUGCCGGAACACGUCGUCAAGAUGCUUGCGGACUUGAAGGCUGCCGGUGUUCUUUAAAAAAUGAAAACUCACAAUACGUUCAAUAUGUACAUACAAUGACAAAUAGAAAAUGUUGCAUUCCCAGAAA
Messenger RNA from Daphnia magna, 595 nucleotides. RefSeq names its product endocuticle structural glycoprotein SgAbd-3-like. The record is from RefSeq and is a predicted model, not a curated record. Lineage: Eukaryota; Metazoa; Arthropoda; Branchiopoda; Diplostraca; Daphniidae. The transcript is spliced from 3 exons. Gene Ontology annotation, cellular component: chitin-based extracellular matrix. Gene Ontology annotation, molecular function: structural constituent of chitin-based larval cuticle. Bases 145 to 525 code for a protein of 126 amino acids.